This is a messenger RNA of Zasmidium cellare ATCC 36951, 633 nucleotides long. RefSeq lists its product as uncharacterized. Bases 1 to 633 code for a protein of 210 amino acids. The transcript is spliced from 2 exons. NCBI's taxonomy places the organism in Eukaryota, Fungi, Ascomycota, Dothideomycetes, Mycosphaerellales, Mycosphaerellaceae. The record is from RefSeq and is a predicted model, not a curated record. Gene Ontology annotation, molecular function: protein binding.
AUGCCCGAAGACCCAGACGAAGGUGCGAGCACUCGCUUUCCCGCUGGCCAGAAGCUCAUCAACACCUUCGAGCUUCUCGAAAAGACUCUUCUCGAAAAGACUCUCCUCGACCUCGACAUGCCAACGCUCCUUCGCUGCCAACGCGUCUGCAAACGCACAAAGGCAGUUAUCGACGACUCCACCUACCUUCAAGAAGCUCUGUUCUUUCGACAGGCACCGGCGUCCCGUGCGACGACGUACGGCGGAGGCGGAAUCAACCCCCUACUCAUCUUCCGCCAACAGCGAGAGUUGCUUCUCGAAAGUAGCGGUGCCGACCCAGAAAAGUCUUUCCAAUUCGAUAUUUCCGUCGAUGAGAAGCCAGUACGGGACACGUUUAGAAUGGGUAGCUGGCGACGCAUGGCCUUUGUGCAUGGCCUGCCGAGCUCCAAGAACGAGAUCUGCAAAGCGCUCAAGUUGUAUACGGGCCCAGAGAUCCGGAAGGAGGAUUACGAUGUCGAGUCGCCGCAGGGCAGGGACGAGUAUGUACGGGCAUUGGAGCGGCGCCCGUAUCUGGUACGACUGCAUCUUAGGUCUGGUAGCUUCUACUGGGAGAGGACGAGCGGAGGUAUAGUCGUGCGACAAGAACAUGGUUGA